Messenger RNA from Vespa crabro (European hornet), 3522 nucleotides. It is a transcript of the gene GluClalpha, whose product is annotated as glutamate-gated chloride channel-like. Gene Ontology annotation, cellular component: neuron projection; synapse; membrane. Gene Ontology annotation, molecular function: neurotransmitter receptor activity; transmembrane signaling receptor activity; extracellular ligand-gated monoatomic ion channel activity. NCBI's taxonomy places the organism in Eukaryota, Metazoa, Arthropoda, Insecta, Hymenoptera, Vespidae. The record is from RefSeq and is a predicted model, not a curated record. Gene Ontology annotation, biological process: chloride transmembrane transport; regulation of membrane potential; nervous system process.
AAGAGAGAGAGAAAGAGAGAGAGAGAGAGAGAGAAACUGGUGUUGGCAUCGACGACUAUUCGACGAGUGGGACGAAAUCACGAAAAUAGGAUUAGAAAUUGUAAACUUCUCGAUUUCAACGAUAAACAGGCCGCCGCAAUGUGGCCUGGAGUAUUACUUCUACUACUGUUACUAGCAGUCCUGCUGCAUCCAUCAAGAUGCUCGCAGGUAAAGGUGAACUAUCGGGAGAAGGAAAAGCAGGUGUUGGACAACAUCUUAGGGCCAGGACGAUACGACGCGCGUAUCCGGCCGAGCGGGGAAAAUGGAACAGAUGGGCCCGCGGUUGUCCGCGUCAACAUAUUUGUUCGAAGUAUCUCAAAAAUAGAUGACGUUACUAUGGAAUACUCCGUACAAUUAACAUUUCGGGAACAAUGGUUAGACGAGAGACUUAAAUUUAAUGACUUCGGAGGUCGACUGAGAUAUUUAACAUUAACAGAAGCCAAUCGCGUAUGGAUGCCGGAUUUAUUCUUUUCAAAUGAGAAGGAGGGUCAUUUUCAUAAUAUUAUUAUGCCCAACGUUUAUAUACGAAUCUUUCCAAAUGGUUCGGUUCUUUACAGUAUACGAAUAUCAUUGACACUCUCGUGCCCCAUGAAUUUGAAAUUGUAUCCUCUGGACAAACAAGUUUGCUCGCUACGCAUGGCCAGUUACGGAUGGACAACUACCGACUUGGUCUUCCUUUGGAAAGAAGGUGAUCCCGUCCAGGUUGUUAAGAACUUACACCUGCCUAGGUUCACCCUUGAAAAAUUUCUCACCGAUUAUUGCAACAGUAGAACCAAUACCGGAGAGUAUAGUUGCCUGAAAGUAGACCUGCUCUUCAAAAGAGAAUUCAGCUACUAUCUCAUCCAAAUUUACAUCCCCUGCUGCAUGCUCGUCAUUGUCUCCUGGGUCUCUUUUUGGCUGGAUCAAAGUGCCGUACCUGCUCGAGUAUCGUUAGGCGUGACAACACUAUUGACGAUGGCCACACAGACAUCGGGAAUAAAUGCCUCACUGCCACCAGUCUCUUACACAAAGGCCAUCGACGUUUGGACGGGGGUAUGCCUGACCUUUGUAUUUGGUGCGCUUCUCGAAUUCGCCCUGGUGAAUUAUGCGUCGCGCAGCGAUAUGCACAGUGACAACAUAAAUAAAAAAUUCUCACCGAGUGAGAUGGAACACUCCUCCUCGGUCGAUCCAACAUCGGAGGUCCUCGACGCGGACGGUUCGGCGAAUUUCGCUAUGAAGCCUCUGGUCCAACACCCGGAGGAUACCAUGUCGAUGGAUAAGAUGCAGCAGUGCGAAAUACAUAUGCAACCGCGAAAAAAAAACUGCUGCAGGUCGUGGCUGUCCAAGUUCCCGACGAGGUCCAAGCGCCGACGUCAUCUCUCGAAUUUUCUUCCCCAUCGUAUUCGCUAUCUUCAACCUGGCGUACUGGUCCACGUACCUGUUCCGGGACGAAGCGGAGGGCGAGUAAAUCUCGACGAGGAAGCGCUCGGAUCAAGGGAUGUGGUUCGCGGCCAUCCCCACCAUUAUUCCCACGAAAGAACACAUCGUUCGCGUCCUAAACAUCGACACUAUCACCAUCACCAACACAAUCAUCAACAUCAACAUCAGCAUCAACAACAGCAGCAGAAGCAGCAGCAGCAGCAGCAGCAAAAGCAGCAGCAUAAGCAGCAGCAGAAGCAGCAGCAACCAUCGCAGCAGCAGCAACAGCAACAAAAACAACAACAACAACAACACCAACAACAACAACAACAACAACAACAACAACGUCGACAUCAUUAUCGUCACCAUCAUCACCACCAUCACCACCACCAUCAUAGAGAACAACAGCAAACGUUACACGCACCACCACCACUUCUACCAUCCCAACAAACAUCUACAGGGUCGUCGUACUCGCCCGUACAGACGCUCGAGGACGAUCGUUACUCGCCAAGAACCUCCAGGCAUUCCUGCAGAAGCUCAACGAGAUCUUCGCAGUCGCCAUCUUUGUCACCGUCGUCAAGAACGGCGACCCCGUCGCCACCGUCGGCACCCGUUAGGCCGGCACCACCUCAACGUUUUCAUCAUUUCCCGCAAUUUUCUUCGUCGCGUACGAUGAGGUGCUGUUGGGGUCUAUUAACGUGCAGGUGGUUGUCCUGCAAGGCCAAGGGUAGCGCUAGAAUCGACUUCAUAUCGCGCGCAGCCUUUCCCCUCAUGUUCAUCCUCUUCAACCUAACCUACUGGUCCGCUUACCUCUAUCGAGGCGAGGAUACCGGGGGUUCGAAUUAGUAGAGAUGCGUUCUGAUUGCAAGAAAGAAAAGAAAAGAAGAAAAAAAAAAGGAAAGAGAAAAAGAAAGAAAGAAAGAAAUAGCGAAAGAAUGAAAGAUGAUGAUAGAUAGAUAGAUAGAUAGAUAGAUAGACAAAUAGAUAUCGAAUGAACGAGAUUAGCUUAAUGGAUGGAUGGAUAAUGAAAUAAAAAGUCGAACAGAGUUUGAAGACGCGAAACUAUUCUAUCUUGAUCGAAAAAUGGGAAUGAACGUUACUUUUCUUUUUUUUUUUUUUUUGACGGGGGGCAAGGCCGAUUUUUGAUCGGUCACGUGAACCCCAAACGAGAGGGGAAAGUCGAAGGGAAAGAUAACUCUUUCGAAGAUUGGGAAAACGGCGGACAAAUGUAGAGGAUGAAAAUGAAGAAGAAUCUCGGCGACGACGGCGGUAGGGGAGUACUUCGUCAUAAGGAAAAAAACGAUGUGGGACAACAAGUUGUUCGGACGUGAAAGUGAUGGGAAAACUCUUUCGCGUUGUCUUUCACAUCGAAAGAGAACGUGAGGGGGAAUUACGGAAACACACACCGAUAUACACACGAACACGCACACUUACAUGUACACGCACACGUAUACUGACACAUACAUAUGCUGGUGCCAUUAUUGUACUCUCGACUAUAUAACAUACAAUCACGAAAAAACGAGGGACACGCGCCCAUAUGGACACACGAAUACAUUAACAUAAAUAGAUAGAUAGCGAGAGAGAGAGAGAGAGAGAGAGAGAGAGAGAGAGAGAGAGAGAGAGAGAAAGAAAGAGAGGGGACAUAUAUAUAUAUAUACACACACACGUAUACACAUCUAUUUACACACUCAAAGAAAUAUAUACAUAUAUAUAUAUAUAUAUAUAUUUAACACACACACACACACACACAUACACAUUCGGAAGACCGCGUGCCACAGAGACUGAAGAGAAAAUCAACGCAGUGGGCCCUGUAUAGCCACGGCCUGUUAACAAUUUACAAUGCAUAUAAGUUUAUAAAUACUAUAAAUCUAACGUAUUGAGACAAGUAACUCGUUAUUGCAGUCAGUGAAUCCUUUAUAUAUGCGUAUAUAUAUAUAUAUAAAUAUAUACAUAUAAAUAUAUAAGCAUACAAUCGUAAGAUUUCCAGUCUCGUGAUCGCCAUUGAAGGCGAACGUCGAACGGGGAGGAAAGAAUAAGAGAAAAUAAAUAAGUAAACAAACAAAUGAAAAAAAAAAAAAAAAAAAA